AUGACAACUGAACAUGUCGUCGACCUGUGCCAGUCUGCACCGACCAUUGCUGAAGAGCUCGCAAAAGACCCGAGCAGAGCUGCGAGCGAUGUCAUAAAGGGUUUAAGAAAGGAAUGGAAGGAUAAACGUGGCAAGAAUGGGAGCAAGUCUGGGGAGAGGAAAGAGCAGGAUAGAUUAGAUAGGGCUGCUUCGUGCGGAAAGUUUCCUAACAGACCAUCUGACUUAUUCCUUGAAGUAUAUGCUGACGUUCUCGACUCCAUCUCUAAUGACCCUUUUGCCAACCUCGUCUCACCCUCACUCAUCGGCUCCUCAGGAGUCAUCCCACUCUCCAUCAUAUCCGUCAUACCAGACAUAAUGCGUCAUUACGCAGAUCUCAUAGCUCGUGCCCAUCACGAGGUGUUUCUCGCGACGAACUACUGGGAAGACUCUCACUCCGCUAGCCUCGUAUCUGAUGCACUUCGUGCAUUGUCAAAGAGGUGCAUUGAGGAAGGGAGGAAGGACGAGCAGAAAGUAGUAGUGAAGUUGGUGUACGACCGUGGAACGCCAGAACAGCUCUUUCAGAACCACGCUGCUGUGCCAACCAAUAAAUGGGAGAGCGUCGGUCUCCCGCGUGUCGAAGACCUUAGCGGUCUACGAAUGGAAGUGCUGAAUUACCACCGUCCACCGCUCGGGACGUUCCAUGCGAAAUAUAUCGUGGUUGAUCGGAAAGUUGCUUGCGUGAAUAGCAAUAAUAUUCAGGACCGGCCGAACGUUGAGAUGUGUGUACAUUUCGAGGGCCCGAUUGUUGAGAGCUUUUACGAUGCGGGGUUGUUUUCUUGGGCCAAUAAGAUGGAACCAUCAUUGCCGCUUCUCGCACACCCACCACCUCAGAGGGAUGAUUAUAAGUUCGGAGAGGAGAACGAACACUUGAAGUACAUUGAUACGCAGUAUGCGGGAGUAGCUGCGCGUGCGCUCCUCGCGAAGCAAUACGAACGCGAGGCACAAGAAGUCGAAGGUCCAGGCAAAGAUAAGCGGGGCGCUACCCAACGCGCAGACGGAUCAAUCGUCGGACAUGUCGUGCGCGCUGCCGCCGGAAUUCACGGUGGUGAUACGGGUGUGCAUGGUAAAGACGAGCUAGUGGCGGAGCAUCCGGCAAUGAACUUCCCGGAUGGUUCGAGCGCAAAUAACAAUGACGCAUCCGAAGCAGAUGAAGAUUUGGAGAAGAGACAGGAUAGGGAAAGGAACAUCGAAGACGGUGAUAAGGAUACCAGAGAAAGCGACAAGCAGGAACCGGACCUAGAGGAACGGCAAGCCAGACCGAUGGCCACUUCGAACACACAAGGAACAACCAACGAUGUAUCUAACCAGUCGACUCUCGACCGUGUUACUGAUGGUCCUGAGAUUCUCAAAUCAGAAGAAACUAGCUCCAGUACAAGUUCGAGACGUGUAGAAGCCAUCACGAAACACCUUAACGCUGCGACUCUCCAUGAACAGGGUACGGCAGAUGAUGACGAGAGUAUGGACGAGUUUCGACCUCAUGUUAUGCAUGCCUCACACAGACCUGUCCCAAUGGCAAUGGUGAACCGUGCACCGAAAGGGACACCUGGCCACGAAAGCGUGGACGAGAUACCACAGAACGUGGCAUGGAUCAGUUUGUUCAAGCACGCGAAAGAGUCAAUUUUCAUCCAAUCACCAACGUUCAACGCCGCCCCGGUCAUCCCGGCCACUCUCGAUGCUUGUCGGCGAGGCGUACAAGUUACGUUGUACCUGGACCUUGGUUUCAAUGACCUUGGUGAGAUGAUACCAUUCCAGGGAGGGACAAACGAGCAAGUCGUGCAUAGCAUGUACAACACGCUCAAUAAGGAGGGCAAACAGGAGAACUUGAAAGUUUACUGGUACACAGCAAAGGACCAGAAAGAACCAAUGAGCGCAACAAGGAAGUCGAGAAAUUGCCACGGUAAGACCGUCGUCCUUCCGUCGUUUCCACAUAGUAACAAAUUGCAUUUUGUCUUGGAAGUUAAAUUUAUGUCCGUCGAUUCGCAAGUUGUGAUGCUUGGAAACGGGAAUCAAGACACGCAAUCAUGGUUCCACAGCCAGGAAAUCAACGUUCUGAUCGAUUCUGCGGAACUCGCUCGUGAAUGGAUUAUAGCGCUCAAUGCGAAUCAGAAUACAGAGAAAUUUGGGUUGGUGGAUGCAAAAGACGGGGUUUGGCGAGCUGCAGAUGGGUCGGGGAGGGUCGUAGAGUCGAGCGGAGUUAAACAGAGCGGGCCCUUUGGUGGGCUGAAGGGCAUUGCUGGCGCUAUUAGGAGGGUGAGGGGUACGGGCGGGUUUUAAAUGAGUAUGGUAUGGGCUACUUUGAUGGACAAAAAAAUACGUCUUGAUACCCGAAGAGGAUUUUAUCGUAGAUUCAACCUUGUAAACUAAAGAGUCGUUCCUUCGUCAACGUGCAAGAACUUAACAAUGUCUGUUCGAGAUCCAAGAUAAGGUUUAUUUGCGAUAAAGGUCUAAGCCUCGCUGGAAUCCACCGUUUCCAGGAUUUUUGAGGUGCUCAACAGAGCGGAAUCCAAUCUUCAUUAGCACCCCUUCGAAGUCAGAUGGACGAAGCCGGAGUAAUUCCGCAUUCUUUCUGAGUUUAGGAUCCAUUCGCUUUGCCUUAUGGUAUGAUUCCCAUUCUUGGGGUUCCAGUAUGAAGGAACCCCCAGUUCUCAGGACAGAAAACGCCCUUUGGAAAAAUGCGAGUAUGCCAUCAUCUCCGCCGUUGAGAUGGAUCCAUUUCGAGAUUGAUAAUGCUAGGACGGCGUCGUACCCAUCUCGGUCUUCAACCGCUCCAUCCUUAGGCCAAUCAGUGCAUCGGAAGACUACAUUGU
Fomitiporia mediterranea MF3/22 is the source of this 2846-nucleotide messenger RNA. RefSeq lists its product as uncharacterized. The record is from RefSeq and is a predicted model, not a curated record. The transcript has 9 exons. The coding region runs from base 1 to 2313 and encodes 770 amino acids. Gene Ontology annotation, molecular function: catalytic activity. NCBI's taxonomy places the organism in Eukaryota, Fungi, Basidiomycota, Agaricomycetes, Hymenochaetales, Hymenochaetaceae.